UCAAUACAGUCAUCUAUCUAAUCCUACACAGUUGGCAGAAUUCUUAAUCAAAAUGGGUAAGUCAGCGAGCGGUCCUGCGUACGUGCUGGGCGUCGGGAUGACCAAGUUCAUCAAACCUCGCGGUAAGGUUCAUUACCAUGAGCUGGGCUUUGAGGCGGGCGUCAAAGCCAUGCUAGACGCUCACAUCAACUACGAUGAGGUCGACCAAGGCGUUGCGUGCUACGUCUACGGUGACAGUACCUGUGGCCAACGCGUGUUCUACCAGUUUGGUCUGACGGGGAUCCCGGUCUACAACGUCAACAACAACUGCUCGACGGGGUCGACAGGGCUCGCCAUGGCGCGCACGCUGGUCUCCCACGGGGCGGCAGACUGUGUUCUCGUUGUCGGUUUCGAGACGAUGAGCGCGGGGAGUAUUAAAAAAGUGUUUGAAGAUCACGAAAAUCCAACCGGACUGUUAGGCCGGAUGAUGACAGAGACCAGGGGUUUCACCAAUUCUCCCAUGGCAGCACAGAUGUUCGGCAAUGCCGGUCGAGAAUACAUGGAGAAAUACGGCGCCAAGGCCGAGGACUUCGCAGAAAUCGCACGCAUUAACCAUGAACAUUCCAAGCGUAAUCCUUACUCCCAGUUUCAGGAUGAGUACACACACGAACAGAUCCUUCAGGCGCCGAUGAUCUUCGAGCCCCUCACCAAGCUCCAGUGUUGCCCGACGUCGGACGGCGGAGCGGCCGCUGUCGUUGUCUCGCAGGCGUUCCUCGAUGCGCGACCACAUCUCAAGGGCCAAGCUGUCCUCAUCGCCGGUCAGCAGCUAGCUACAGACGACACAAGCCUCUACAGCCGCAGCUCAAUCGAUCUGAUGGGCGUCGGGAUGGCCCGGAAGGCCUGCCGGGCAGCAGUAGCCGAGGCAGGCGUCAACGUUAAAGACAUCAAGCUCUGCGAGCUUCACGACUGCUUCUCGGCCAACGAGAUGAUCACCAUCGACGCUCUGGAGCUGUGCGAGCCGGGCAAGGCCCACGAGAUGGUCCGCCGCGGCGACAUCACCUACGGCGGGCGGAUGGUUAUCAAUCCUUCUGGCGGGCUCAUCUCCAAGGGCCAUCCGCUAGGGGCAACAGGGAUCGCGCAAUGUGCCGAGCUGGUCUGGCACCUCCGCGGUUGGGCCAACAACCGACUGGUGAGCGGCACUGUCGCGGCGCUGCAACAUAACCUUGGCCUCGGGGGCGCGGUUGUCGUGACCGUGUACAAGCGAGCCGAUGGCCAGGCGCCCACCCCCGUCCCCUCGGCCACCGUUGGCCAGAUUACCGGCCUGGGCUACAAUCCUGCAGUGGAGGCGAAGGGGUUCACCGCCCAGCAGGUGCAGUCCGUUCUCAGCAAGAAGCAUAGAGAUACGUGGGCGCUGGCGGACGCCGAGAAGAAGAUCCUAGCACGGUUUUAGCUAGUGUACAUCUCUAUUUUCCACACCUGGAUAUGCAAAUUGACCUCACAACAAGAUAGUGUUAGCAUUAUUAUUAUUCCACGGCCAUAGUCCAUAGUUAUGUAAUUAUAUGCCUCAGGCC
Messenger RNA from Penicilliopsis zonata CBS 506.65, 1550 nucleotides. RefSeq lists its product as hypothetical. Gene Ontology annotation, molecular function: acyltransferase activity, transferring groups other than amino-acyl groups. Lineage: Eukaryota; Fungi; Ascomycota; Eurotiomycetes; Eurotiales; Aspergillaceae. The coding region runs from base 53 to 1429 and encodes 458 amino acids. The transcript has a single exon. The record is from RefSeq and is a predicted model, not a curated record.